Chenopodium quinoa (quinoa) is the source of this 1975-nucleotide messenger RNA. RefSeq lists its product as uncharacterized. NCBI's taxonomy places the organism in Eukaryota, Viridiplantae, Streptophyta, Magnoliopsida, Caryophyllales, Amaranthaceae. The record is from RefSeq and is a predicted model, not a curated record. The coding region runs from base 823 to 1575 and encodes 250 amino acids. The transcript is spliced from 7 exons.
GAAUAAUACACCCUUUGGAUUAAUUAUGAUUGUUUUAUGCAAUUGAUGUGAAAUACUGAUUUUGAUUUAUUUUGAUAUGGUAAAAAGGAGGAGUAGAGGAGAGAUAAAGAAAAGGAAAGAGAAGAAGGAGAGAGAAAGAGAAGGGAAGAGGAGGACUGCCGCACAAACAACUGGAUGCGACUUGCCACACCCAAUAGUUUGUGUUAGUUUGUUAGAUUUUUCAACUUUCACACAUCAAUCAGACAAUCACACAUGCAUCACGUAAGAGUAGGUUUUUUUUUUUUUUUUUUUUUUUUUUUUGGAAAUAGUACACGUAGGGCUACUCCGUAAUCCAAACCCGAGUUUGAACCCAAAUCCAAACCCGACCGAAGGAUAGAAAACGUUAGCCAACAAGUAGCAUCAAUAUACGGCACGGCAUUGGUGGAAUUACUCGCACAAGCACAACGAUAGGAGAGAGGAAAGAGUAAUAAUGUUGUUUUAGACAACGAAGAGGAAUAUGCUGGAGACUCCUCUUCCGAAGAUUCUCACUCCCACGCGCAUCUCCUCUCCUGUGAUCCGCAUCUACUCUACAAUUUAACCACCAUUUAUUCCAUUUUUUUUUUAUUUUAAUCAUCAUAACUUUAAUUUUAAUUUAAUCAACUUUACUUCUUCAUUCUAGCUUCUUCCCAAGUUUCUGGGUCUCUGGAUUUACCCUUCUUUACUCAGAAAAUCCAGUUUGAAGCUCUGCCUCGCGGCUGACAAAGUAAGUUUCCUGCAGCAACAAUUCUUUUGACUGCUACCUGCAAGUUAUUGUGGGUAGGCAGUUCAUAUUUUUAUAAUUAAAUGGAGAUGGUUCCCCAGAGUGCAUUGAAUUCAAGUAGAGCAUUAGAGGGUGUGCAUGGAGUGCAGGUGGUGCCACAUGCUCCAUUUGUUGUUGAAGAGGUCACUCAACUCGGGGACCAAAGGCCAACUUGUAAAGAUUCCAAUACAAGAAUUAGUCGACAUGUAUUGAUGCAACGCGUGCAGGAGCAAAUAGCAAUCCGUUUAAGACCUGUCCAUUGCUGCCAUACCGGUGAUCAAAAUAUUGCUGAAACAGUUGCUAAUGUUGUAACAUCCCUUCCAUUUAUUGCUCUUGGAGCCAAUGCACCUAGGAAAAGUUUCAAUUCCAAGCUCUAUGCUAAUUCUCUGAUUGGAGUUGGAGUUGCCUCUAGCAUGUAUCAUUGUUCCAGGGGCAGGAUUAGGAAAUUCUUGAGAUGGGUUGAUUAUACCAUGAUAGCAACUACAACUGUGUGUCUUUCGAGAGCACUUAGGAGUGAACAUCCUAAACUUCUGAUGGCUGCUUCUGCUGUGUGUCUACCAUUCCAACCACUUAUGGUUUCACUUGUUCAUACUGGUUUGAUGGAGGUAGCAUUUGCCCAAAGGGCAAUCAAAGAUCCAGAAUUAAAAAUGGCACACAAUGUCCACAAGGCAUGUUCAUUGUUGGGUGGUGUGUUAUUUGUUGCUGAUGAUGUUUUCCCAGAAACUCCGUACCUUCAUGCGGCUUGGCAUCUUGCUGCAGCUGUUGGAGUUGGCACCUGCAAUAGGCUUCUUGAGUAACAUGGGCUUUGGCUUAUCUAUUGGUAAUUAUAGAGGGUAAAGAUAAAACUAGGAUUAUUGUAUAAAAUUAUUGAACUAUCCUGAGCAAUUGGAGUAUCUGAAGUGAUUAAGGCUGUUAAGUAUCACAGCGAAUUAGGGGGGAACAUGUGUAUAUAUUUAAGAAUGUAGACUAGUAAUUUAUCAGAAAGGGGAGUUUUUUCGGACCGAGAGGCGAGAGGGUGGAAUGUGGGGUUGAUGAAGGUGGAAAGAAAGAAGUGAAAUGAGUAUGUAAUGCAGUAACGGCAACUAUUGUUGCCUUAGGAACUCAGUCUUGCAUUCUUUGGAACUUUUAAACUGUUAUGUUUGUUAUGGUACUCAAGACCAAUCAAUAUUUUUUAAAGCAUAAGAUUGGAACUUCUCA